This is a messenger RNA of Cantharellus anzutake, 723 nucleotides long. RefSeq lists its product as uncharacterized. The record is from RefSeq and is a predicted model, not a curated record. Lineage: Eukaryota; Fungi; Basidiomycota; Agaricomycetes; Cantharellales; Hydnaceae. The transcript has 6 exons. Bases 1 to 723 code for a protein of 240 amino acids.
AUGCCUCCAGUUGCUAUGAAAAUCAAGAUUCCUGAUCCACGAGGCCAAGGAAACCAUAAAAAGUACUCCAUAGAAGAGACCCUUGGCAUGGAACGAAACAAGUAUAUUCAACUUUUGCGCGAUGCCCGACAUGCAGUCUCACGCACACUCAAUACCCUUGGAGAGGUUACAUGGGGUGAGGUGCCAACAACUCAAAGGAAUGUUAUGCUUAGAAGACUUAUUUCAAAACACCCUGAGCUUGAGACUGACUAUGAAAACUCGUGGAUCGCUGAAGUCCUAAUUAUGAAUGUGAUUGUGAAUGCACGAGGCAAUCGUGGCAAACGCCGUGUGGGCCGUGCCAAAACAAAUCCUACAAGUGAUGAGACUCAUGUCGGUGGCGGAAGUGAUAAUCCUGAGGUCAUAGAUCACAAUGAUGGCGAAAACACCGGGGAUUCUGAACAUGAAGGCAAUGCAAGCCAUGAACAAGAGGAUAGUGAUCGUUCGUCAAUUCCGACUCUGGCAAAUGGUCGUCCAAACAAGCCAGCUGCGCUCAGAAAUACAUGCACCAGUGCUGUUGCAUCGAAAACAGCUGUAGCUCCUAAAACAAAAGUCCGUUAUGCUCCGGAGCAUCAAGAGUGGCUGGAGCAUGUGGGAGACAAAACAGCAGAUUGGGCACUCCUGGAGCCAAUAGUGUUCUCCUGGGAGGGGGUUCAGGAGCAGCUGGGAGUGGUGAGGAGUAUGUAA